Molecule: messenger RNA, 2805 nt
Organism: Drosophila hydei
Lineage: Eukaryota; Metazoa; Arthropoda; Insecta; Diptera; Drosophilidae
Gene: Ptpmeg2
Product: tyrosine-protein phosphatase non-receptor type 9
Exons: 8
Coding region: 92-2674 (860 amino acids)
Biological process (GO): protein dephosphorylation
Molecular function (GO): protein tyrosine phosphatase activity
Source: RefSeq, a predicted model, not a curated record
AACAGUCCUAUGUGUUCGCAGCCAACUUUGCGCGCAAAACAGCUGUUUGCGUGGUGAAUACGAAUCGGCGAUACUGUUUCACAUUCGUAAAAUGGCGUCGGAGGUAGCGGUUGAACAACAAGACCAAGAACUUGCUAUCAAACAAUUCAUUGAUCUCUGCAACAAUUUAGGCGCCAACUGCAAUACAGCAGCAGCAGCCGCUGCCGUCGCCACCAACUCCAACUCCAACUCCAACUCCAAUCACUCCUCGAAUGCCAGCACAUCUAAUUUUCAUGUCAGCAUCAAUACACAACAGCAAACGACAGCAACUGGCGCAACAAAAGCGGCAACAGCAGCCGCACCGGCACUAGCACCAGCAACAUCAGCCGCCACAUCAUCAUCAUCAUCAGCAGCAUCAUCAGCAGCAGCAACAUCGUCGUCAUUGCCAAUUAGGCGUCACAUUUCGCACACGACAGCCGUCAAGUUUCUGUAUGCCCGUAAAUUUGAUAUACCACGAGCCGUAUCUCUCUAUGAGCAGCAUGAACAGAUACGCCAACGGGAAUACCUUUAUAACAUUGAUGCCAAUGUGGAGCCGCUGCGUUCCGAGCUGCAAACGGGCAAGUUCACAAUAUUGCCUGCCCGCACGUCGAGCGGAGCGGCCAUUGCGCUCUUCACGGCCAAUCGGCAUAGUCCAUUGAACGCCUCGCAUACGACCACAUUACAGGGCAUCGUCUACCAGUUGGACUGUGCGCUUCAGGACACGGAGACGCAGCGUGCCGGACUCGUCUUCAUCUACGACAUGAGCGGCUCUAAAUAUUCGAAUUUUGACUAUGAUCUGUCGCAGAAGAUUCUCACGCUGCUGAAGGGCGGCUAUCCGGCACGGCUGAAGAAAGUGCUCAUUGUGACGGCGCCGCUGUGGUUCAAGGCGCCAUUCAAGAUACUUCGCCUGUUUGUGCGGGAGAAGCUGCGCGAACGAGUGUUCACUGUAUCGGUGCCGCAGCUGAGCCUGCACGUGCCGCGCAAGGCGCUGCCUGUGCAUCUUGGCGGCACGCUGGAAAUCGAUCACGCCACAUGGUUGCUAAAUUGCCGCAAAUCGAUGACGAAUCGUGAAGACGAACUGCUUGCCAAUAUAGUCGGUGUGGGCGUUGGCGUUGGUGUGGGCGUGGGCGUGGGCGUGACAGCCGCAACUACAAGCACAGCAAACGCAGCAAACACUUCGACCGCAGCGUCAGCGACGCCGCUCACCAACGGCAGCAGCGCUGCCAGCGCCGUAGCAGCAACAAUCAUCAGCGCCGUGCAUCAGUUGGCCGAAAGCAACACAACAGUCGUCACCGUUAGCGGGGAGCAGCGAACGGGCGGCGGCGACGGCGGCGGUGGCAGCAGCGAGGAAUCGGAACCCAACGAGAACAUCACAAUUAACGGACUGAGCCCCAGUCAUCGGACAGGUGCGUCUGCGGCGACGGCUACGGCUGGUGCUCUGCUCAAGCUCAAUACCAGCGGCAUUCAGCAGACUAACGGAGCUGCAGGUGGCAUUGCUGCAACAACAGCAGCAGCAGCAGCAGCAGCAACAGCAGCAGGGGGCCCAGCAGCAGGAACAACGACAACGGCGACGACAGCCGACAGCGCUGUCAAUGGCAGCGCCACUGGCGUUGCCAGCAACGGCAGCGCCGGUGAGUUUUGGUCGGAGAAUCCGCCAAGCAGCGCCUCAUCCGGGUUCAGCGAUGAUGACAGCCUGGCAGGACAGGAGGGCGAUCCCAAAACGAUCGACCAAAUCGUUCAAAUGGUGCGCGAGCGCGGACGCCAGGGCCUAAUCAAAGAGUAUGCGGACAUCAGGAAUCGGGCGCCCGAGGGCACCUUCCUGCAUGCGCGCAUGCGCAACAAUCUGACCAAAAAUCGCUACACAGAUGUCCUCUGCUACGAUCACAGUCGCGUGGUGCUGGCUCGCGAGGACGAGGACGAGCUGUCCGACUAUAUAAAUGCCAAUUUUGUUGAUGGCUAUAAACAGAAGAAUGCCUAUAUUUCAACUCAAGGUCCAUUACCAAAGACAUCCCAGGACUUUUGGCGCAUGAUCUGGGAACAACAUUGCUUAGUUAUAGUUAUGACAACGCGCGUUAUGGAGCGCGGACGUGUUAAGUGCGGCCAAUACUGGGAGCCGACUGAAGAUAGUUCCUUGGACUUUGGCAAUUACCAUGUGCGAACAAUAAGCGUCGAGAGCAAUGAGGACUACACCGUUGCAUCCCUAGAAUUGAGAAACCUAAAGACUGACGAAAUUCGCAAUGUGUCACAUUGGCAGUUCACCAGCUGGCCGGACUAUGGUGUGCCCAGCUCAGCGAUGGCCAUGCUGAACUUCUUGCAGAAGGUGCGCGACAAGCAGGCGCAACUGGUGCGCGCCCUGGGCGAUACCUGGGCUGGUCAUGUGCGCGGUCCGCCCAUUGUGGUGCACUGCAGCGCUGGCAUUGGUCGCACCGGCACGUUCAUUACGCUGGACAUCUGCAUAUCACGUCUGGAGGAUGUGGGCACGGCGGACAUACGCGGCACAGUUGAGAAGAUACGUUCGCAGCGCGCCUACUCCAUACAAAUGCCGGAUCAAUAUGUGUUCUGCCACUUGGCGCUAAUCGAGUAUGCCUAUUCGCGGGGCAUGCUGCAAACGGUCGAUCUGGCGGGCUUCGAUGAGCGGGAACAGGACUCCGAGUAGGGCUUCAACACACACACAGAAACACACACACACACACACACACAAGCAAAUACACAAUCCAAAUUGCAGCCACAAGGAAUACAUAUUGUAUACAGAUUACUUAUAUACCAGCUUUUUUUUUUAUAACUAUU